AAAAAUUCGUCGCUUUACUUUUUUUUAUCUUCGUCUCUGUUUUGUUCGUCUGCUCGUGCCACUCUUUCAAAAAAUCUCUUCUUUUCUUUCUAAGUUCUUCUUUAAAUCUCUAAUCUCAGCAGGAAGCAAUCUCUUAUGUCUCAAGUUUCUAUUUUCCGAAUCUCCCAGAAAUCUUCAACUCUGUCUUGUCGUCUAGUCACAUUUUGAAUUUUUAAACCAGCUCCGACAUUUUUUUGUUUUUAAUUCUUUUCGAUUCAUAACAAAGGCUGGUGAUUUGGCUUCAGCUUCCUAGUCGCAUGAAUCUACUGAAAUCGAGUAGAAAAUGGCGAAGCGUGGAUAUAAGCUACAGGAGUUUGUGGCACAUUCUGGAAAUGUGAAUUGUCUAAGUAUCGGAAAGAAGACGUCACGGCUCCUUCUAACAGGUGGAGAUGAUUAUAAGGUCAACCUUUGGUCAAUCGGCAAAACCACUUCUCCAAUGGUCUCUUUCACAUUUCUCUCUUUUUUUAAUUUGUUCAUUCUCGCUGGUCUUCAUUUGCAAUUUCUUAUCUGGUUUCAAGAUUUGCCACUUAUAGCUAUAACUACAGUUAUUUCAGCUAAUGUGUAUGAAAAUGUCAAAAUUGUGGUCCCUCUUGGUAUAAAGCAUGUAACAUCUUGUUUCUCUUCAUAGAAGAGUGAUGAUAUUUUAUUUUAUGUGUUGUUGGCAGAGUCUUUGUGGGCAUACAAGCCCGGUUGAUUCAGUAGCUUUUAACUCAGAAGAAGUUUUGGUACUCGCUGGGGCUUCUUCAGGUGUGAUAAAGCUGUGGGAUCUAGAAGAAUCAAAGAUGGUUCGAGCUUUUACUGGACACAGAUCCAAUUGUUCUGCUGUUGAGUUUCAUCCAUUUGGUGAAUUUCUUGCAUCGGGAUCUAGUGACACCAAUCUAAGGGUUUGGGAUACCAGAAAGAAGGGAUGCAUCCAAACAUACAAGGGUCAUACUCGCGGCAUCAGCACUAUUGAAUUUAGCCCUGAUGGUCGUUGGGUAGUGUCUGGAGGACUUGACAACGUUGUAAAGGUAUGGGAUUUGACUGCUGGAAAGCUAUUGCAUGAGUUUAAGUGUCAUGAAGGACCUAUUCGCUCCCUAGACUUCCAUCCGCUGGAGUUUCUCUUAGCCACUGGUUCUGCUGACAGGACUGUGAAAUUCUGGGAUUUGGAAACGUUUGAACUGAUUGGAACUACUAGACCAGAGGCUACUGGAGUUCGUGCAAUCGCUUUUCAUCCAGAUGGUCAAACCCUUUUCUGUGGAUUGGAUGAUGGCUUGAAGGUUUAUUCAUGGGAACCAGUGAUUUGCCGGGACGGUGUUGAUAUGGGAUGGUCAACACUUGGUGACUUCUGCAUCAACGAAGGAAAGUUUAUUGGUUGCUCAUAUUACCGAAAUUCUGUUGGGAUAUGGGUUUCAGAUAUAUCGGAACUUGAGCCAUAUGGAGCAGUAUCUGAGGAUAAGAAUGAAUGCAUGGUGAAAAGAUUUAGUGUCUUGAAUGAUCAGUCUGAGAGAAUGGGAAGUGGCCCAAGGGGCAGCGUAUCCCCAGAUUAUGAGACAAGAGAGAUAAAGAACAUAUACGUCGACUGUGGAAAUUUGAAUGUAGCGCAAAAUCCAGGAUCUCUGAAAGCGACAUUGCCUUUGGAAUCAGGAAAAGUAGCUACUAUGGUGAGCGAGAAGCAGAAUGCAGCAUAUUUUGGACCAGCAGGAGACAAGUAUUCUAGUACAUCGCGGGAUAGUGAUAGUGGAGAGGAAUCUUCUUAUUCAGAAAGGGAAUCUAUCCCUUUCUCAAGAACGAAAUCGGGCAUGUUGCUAAGACCAGCACAUGUAAGAAAGACGCUAGCAAAGUUUGAAGAAUCAAAACAGUCAGCGGUUGUUCAAUCUGCAACUCGAAAGAAAAGCGGAUUGGCUGUUGAGGAGGAACCACAAACUCAAAACGCGUUUCUUUCAGAACAGAAUGCUAGUAAACCUUUUGAUGCUGAAGAUUCUAUCAUCAAGGGUAUUACUAACAAGUUUGAAAAAGCUUUAUCAUCGGAACCACCAACUGAUGAAGCGAAUCGUAUGUUCCUUAAACCACCUCGUAUCCAUAGGUCAUCAAAUAGCAAGUACAAUGACACAAGACGAGCAAUGUCUGCUGAUCCGGCAACUUUUGGCAAAGGUGGGAUGGAGAACUCAGGAGACGUAGAGGAUAUUCCCAGCAAAACUGAAAGAGUUCUUUCACGAGAAAAACCUGGCGAUGAACAGAAAAACACUGAGUACCCUAGCGGCAGCAGAGAAUUGAACCCUGUGAAGAUUGUUGAAGGAGUAAAUGUUGUCUCGGGGAGGACACGCUCCUUAGUUGAGAAGUUUGAGAGAGGAGAAAAAACUACUCAUACUGAAGGAGCCAGUACAACAAUAGAACAGAACAAUAAUGCAGUGCAGGAAGAUCCGCGUAAGACAUCAAGACAGACAGGUGAAACUCCUGUCAUAUCAACACGACGAGCUAGGAGUACUCCAGCCAGAGUGAUGCCUAUUGUUCUCAAUCGGGAUAGUAACGUGACAUCUGAUGAGCCUCCUUUAACACAACCAGCUAGGACUUCUUCAUUUCCAGUGAUGCCUGUGAUACUCAAUCAAGCUUCUAAUGUCACAUAUGAUGAGCCUUCUGUAGCGUUAACACAAGAAUCUAGAACUUCUCAUGCCCGUAUAUUGCCUGUGACAUUCAAUCAGGCGACAAAUAUUACAUCUGAGGAGGCUUCUGUAACAUUAAGGCGCCAACGCAGGAAUUCUGCAGCACGAGUAAGGCCUGUGUUACUCAGUCAGGCAACAUCUCAUGAGUGUCCUGUAACAUCAGUACGUCCAUUAAGGACUUCUCCAGCCCGUGUAAUGCCCACGAAACUAAAUCAAUCUGUUAACAUGACAUCUGAUACAUCUCAUAUAGCAUCCAUGCACCGAGUUAGUCCAACACAAAUGUUGGCUACACCCACUGUGAUUGAUCAAGUGGCUGAUAUGACAUUGGAUGAGACACAUGCAACACAAAUUCAACCAGCUUGCGAUAACAUGCCUCAGAAGGAAGAGCCGAAUAUAUCUGAUAGGGAAGAUGAUAGUGACAUAACUGAAAAUCUUAUGCUAACCCAUAACGAGUUCUUAAGCACUCUUCAAUCGAGGUUGACAAAGUUACAAAUUGUAAGACAUUUUUGGGAGCGUAGCGAUGUUAAAGGCGCAAUUGGGGCAUUAAGAAAACUGACAGAUCAGUCUGUUCAAGCAGAUGUGAUCAGUAUUCUAACUGAAAAAAUAGAAAUUCUCACAUUGGAUAUGUUUUCUCAAUUGGUCCCUGUCCUCACAAGCUUAUUGGGUAGCAGGACAGAGAGGCCGGUAAAUGUCUCCUUGGAUAUGCUCUUGAAGCUUGUAGCAGUGUUCGGUACAGUUAUACGCUCAACUGUUUCAGCUCCACGGAUUGUCGGCGUUGAUCUUCAUGCAAAUGAAAGGCUAGAAAUUUGCCAAAUUUGUUCUGCGGGACUGCACAAGAUUCAAAGAAUUCUUCCAGUUCUCGCAAGAAGAGGCGGUCUAAUAACAAGAAAGGCUCAAGAACUAAACCUAGUUCUUCAAGAACCAUAGCGGCAAGCAAAACCAAGAAUUGAUCAUACAAGCGGUCCACAAGUUGUUGUAAUGUACGUUGCAAAGAAGCGUCUUGUGUCUCUCGAGUCCAAUCUCACUAAGGUUUAUAUAUCAGAGAGAAAGGCAGAGUCUCUUGCUGUGGGAUCGAACUAUAUAUUCUGGAAACUAAUGGUUGUUGUAAAUCAUUUUUUUGGCCUACGUAGCUUCAAUUCUUGGUUUGUUGUUGUUCCGUGGAACUGCAACUCAUAUUGAUUUAAUUCCUAACUGAUGUGUCUUUGUGUAGUCUUUCUUAUUUUGUCUACAAUAUCAUUUUGUAAUAGACAAAACGGUAGUUCUAACCGAACCAAUAGCUGUUAUUGACUUAUUGUCUAUUGUAUAGUGUCAUUUUCCACACAUAGCGUUGCACAUUCUUCUAAGAUUCAAUUACUUGUAUAAACUUUUAAACUCUUCCACUUUUGGUAAUUCGAAAAGAUUAUUCU
This is a messenger RNA of Arabidopsis thaliana (thale cress), 4087 nucleotides long. Its product is annotated as Transducin/WD40 repeat-like superfamily protein. The transcript is spliced from 18 exons. The record is from RefSeq and is marked reviewed. Gene Ontology annotation, cellular component: cytoskeleton; katanin complex; microtubule cytoskeleton. The coding region runs from base 675 to 3608 and encodes 977 amino acids. Gene Ontology annotation, molecular function: microtubule binding. Gene Ontology annotation, biological process: microtubule severing; regulation of unidimensional cell growth. Lineage: Eukaryota; Viridiplantae; Streptophyta; Magnoliopsida; Brassicales; Brassicaceae.